This is a messenger RNA of Cinclus cinclus, 1426 nucleotides long. RefSeq names its product zinc finger DHHC-type palmitoyltransferase 15 (gene ZDHHC15). Gene Ontology annotation, biological process: synaptic vesicle maturation; protein targeting to membrane; peptidyl-L-cysteine S-palmitoylation. Lineage: Eukaryota; Metazoa; Chordata; Aves; Passeriformes; Cinclidae. Gene Ontology annotation, molecular function: protein-cysteine S-palmitoyltransferase activity. The record is from RefSeq and is a predicted model, not a curated record. Bases 1 to 987 code for a protein of 328 amino acids. Gene Ontology annotation, cellular component: endoplasmic reticulum; Golgi apparatus. The transcript has 9 exons.
AUGGCGCUGUGGCGGGGGCUGCGCUGCUGCCGCCGCGCCUUCGCCUGGCUGCCCGUGCUGCUCAUCGCGCUGCUCCUGCUCUGGUCCUACUACGGAUACGUCUGCGAACUCUGCCUCGUGGCCUAUCUUGUAGUAUUCCAUAUUCUCUUUGUGCUCUUUGUGUGGACAUAUUGGAAGUCUGUUUUCACUCUCCCGAUACAACCAGGCAAAAAGUUCCACAUGUCCUACGCUGACCAGGAGCGCUAUGAGAACGAGGAGAGGCCGGAGGUGCAGCGGCAGAUCCUCGCCGAGAUCGCCAGGAAGCUGCCGGUGUACACCAGGACAGGGAAUGGAGGGAUCCGGUUCUGUGACAGAUGCCAGCUGAUCAAACCUGAUCGUUGUCACCAUUGCUCUGUUUGUGCCAUGUGUGUGCUGAAAAUGGAUCAUCACUGUCCAUGGGUGAAUAACUGCAUUGGAUUUUCUAACUACAAAUUCUUUCUACUGUUCUUAGCCUAUUCUUUGUUGUAUUGCUUGUAUAUUGCUGCAACAGUCUUCAAGUAUUUCAUUAAGUAUUGGACAGGUGAGCUGACCAAUGGACGUUCCAAAUUUCACAUCCUUUUCCUUCUCUUUGUGGCAAUCAUGUUCUUUGUAAGCCUCAUGUUUCUGUUUGGCUACCACUGCUGGCUCGUCAGCAGGAACAGAUCCACUCUAGAGGCUUUCUCAGCUCCAGUGUUUCAAAAUGGCCCUGAUAAAAAUGGAUUCAAUCUUGGCUUUGUGAAGAAUCUCCAGCAAGUGUUUGGGGAAGAAAAAAAGCUCUGGUUGCUGCCUAUUGCCUCUAGCCAGGGGGAUGGACAUUUUUUCCCAAUGAGAGCCUUGAGUGAAGCUCGGAACCCUCUCCUGACAAAUGAGGAGCAGUGGGAAGAAGAUGGAGUAGAUGAAGAGCCUCAGGGUAAGGAAAUCAGUGAAAUUAGUUGUCUUGACCUACAGUGGCCAAUAGCUGAAUUAUAAGAGCUAAUCAAAUUUUAAAAAACGUGUUGGUUAAGUCCCUGAGCAGCUCUGAGUUGAUUAAGGAGCACAGACUAAAAAUAAGUCUGCUUUGGAAACAAUUAUUUCUCUUUUUUUAGCAACUUUCUACUCGCAAGUGAAUGAACUUAGAGGGUGUUUCAAGAGUUCAAGAAACUGGAGUUGCCACAAAUUGAGAGUAUUUACAUGUAAAUGUUGCUGCAUGCAGCACAGUAAUUUGGGACAUAAAGUGAUUACCUGCAAGAAGGAGAAUAUUUAGAUUUUUUUUUUUUAAGUGUAUUUAUCCUCUGAGAGUAUGUAAAAACAGGCAUGCAAACACCUGACUGCAGGGAUACAUUUAGGAACUUGCUUUAUACUUUGUCCAGCUUUAUUGCCAGAAUAAAUUUACCUGCUCUCCCUGGUUGGUUCUAUACAUUUUGGUACU